AGAUCCGAUAUCUAAUGGCGCGUGCGGGGUAAAUCGGAGACUGAGGGGAAUACUAUUAACGGAGCGGAGACGAAAUUCUGCUUCGGGCUUCCGAGAGAAUUCUUUCCUAGGAGUUGCUGCAUAGCUAUGACUGUCUGAAAACCCACAUUAUGGCCACAGGAAAAUGGAUAUGUCCUGAAAGCGACUGCCGGCGCACUUUCAGAAGGAAAUACCAUCUGACACGCCACCAGGAUAAUAAGCACGCUCAGGCACGACCGCAUGCUUGUCACAUAUGCAGCCGGUCCUUUGCGAGACAUGAUGCUCUGAUUCGCCAUGUUCGCUUUCACCAACGUAAAGUCGACGCUGGAGCUCGAGAAAAGACCUUCUUUGCCUGCGACCGCUGCCAUAAACGCAAAGUGCGAUGCGAUAACAAGACUCCCUGUCUUCCAUGUCAAAAAUAUAAUGCCCCUUGUACACGCAGUGGCGCUGCGGCUGCUAUCGACCCCGAUGCGUCGUAUACGUCUACGCCGGCAGACGAGUUCAAUGGCUCAUUGACAUCGCCUAUGACUGCUGCCACAACGCAACAGCAUAUCGAAGACCUCUCCUUGCCGACACCGUCGACGUCGUAUGAAAUGAGUGUGAAUCCGUCGACUUUCCCAAAUGUAUCACACAACCCGAAAGCUAUUCCACCGAUAAAGUUCGCCUCUCUGGAAGCCAAUGAUGUGCCGACUCCAUCUAUUGUCAACUCAUUACCGAUUGAACCCCUCACAUCGACAGGGUAUACACCUGGGCAGUCAGUAGGGGCACAAUCAUCGCAUCCUGGGGAUUAUGCAACGGAAGACGAGCAGACAACUUAUGAACUAUACCACGCCAUUGCCCAGCAGGAGCAAGACCCUUCCUAUCUCGUUCACCGCAGUACGAUUGACAGGAUAAUGAGGGAUGAGUGUUACCAGAGCUACUUCAGCCUGCUACACCCCCAAUGGCCAAUACUUCAUCACGAAACAUUUCGGCGCUGCCUAGCUUCUGCUGAGGUCCGGUAUUCGAUAGCGUUUUUGGGGGCAUUGCUACAUGAGUCUCACACAGACUUGAAUGAAUUAAAGGCUUUGCAUCAAACUGUGGUUACGAAAGUGCUAGAAAAGAUAACACAGCAACACCACUACCCAACUCCGGAUCCGACGGGCCGGUCCCAGCUAGAAUUGGCAAAGGCCCUUCUGCUGACAAUUUUGUUCGCAUUCUACGUGCAAGAAAAAAACUUACUGUCAGCGGCGUUGGGGCAUAUGGCUACCCUCGUCAGCUGGGUAAGACACAUUGGAUUUUUCAAUAUCGAGGUCAUAGCCGCACAGGACGAUCCCAGUGGCACAGAGUGGUCACGUUGGAUACUACGCUUGUUUUUUCAACAUUCCGUCUGGAAUGCGAACUUAAUCUCCUGCACAACCUACCACCGACGAUACGUUUCCAAGAGCUAGAAUUACCAUUUAUGACAACCGACGGCUCUUGGAACGCGUGCACUAGUCAAGAAUGGGAGCAGGCAAUUGCGCAAGAGCCUCAGGGA
Molecule: messenger RNA, 1531 nt
Organism: Talaromyces proteolyticus
Lineage: Eukaryota; Fungi; Ascomycota; Eurotiomycetes; Eurotiales; Trichocomaceae
Exons: 5
Coding region: 150-1445 (431 amino acids)
Biological process (GO): DNA-templated transcription; regulation of DNA-templated transcription
Molecular function (GO): DNA binding; DNA-binding transcription factor activity, RNA polymerase II-specific; zinc ion binding
Source: RefSeq, a predicted model, not a curated record